AUGCGUUUAAUUAAGAAAAACCUCGACCGAGGUUUAAGUGGUGAACUCCGGCUUGAACCUGAAGAACAAGAAGAUAUGUGGCACGCCUACAAUUUGAUUGCCGUUGGCGAUAGUCUUCGUGCAUCGACUGUCCGAAAAGUUGUUCAAACAACUGAUACUGGCUCAUCGACAACAACAAGAAAACGAAUGACAUUAACUAUUGACGUAAAAACUGUUUCCUAUGAUAGUGCUGCGUGUGCACUUCGAAUCAAGGGAUGCACCAUUGAAGAAAAUGAAUAUGUUAAAAAAGGUUCCUAUCACACAUUGGAUUUAGAAUUACAUAAUGCGUUCACAUUACAUAAACACGAAUGGGAUUCUAUAGCAAUGGAUCGUGUAGAAAUGGCUUGCAAUCCGGCACAUCAAGCCGAUGUCGCUGCUGUUGUUAUGCAUGAAGGCUUAGCGAAUGUAUGUCUAAUAACAGAACAUUUAACUAUACAUCGCCAAAAAAUCGAACACACAAUUCCGCGUAAACGAAAAGGUCUUUGUGCUCAACAUGAUCGAGGAAUGGAAAAAUUUUUUGAUACAAUCAUAGCUGCAAUUAUCAAACAUAUUGAUUUCUCAUUAAUUAAAGCGGUUAUUAUCGCUAGUCCGGGUUUUAUUAAAGAUCAAUUUUUUGAAUAUAUGCUAAACAAAGCCGCGCGCGACGAUGAAAGACGUUUACUGGAAAAUCGAAGUAAAUUUCUUCUAUUACAUUCAAGUAACGGUUUUAAACAUGCACUAACCGAAAUUCUACAAGACCCAUUAGUAUUAAAUCGUCUAUCGGAUACGAAAGCAGCCGAGGAAAUGAAAUUACUCGAUCAAUUUAUGCGUCUAUUAAAUGACGAACCAGACAAAGCGUAUUAUGGUUUAGAAGUUGUAGAAAAAGCAAAUCAAUCACAAGCCAUUGAAUAUCUUUUGAUUACCGAUGAACUUUUUCGAAAUAUUGAUUUUACCAAACGACGGCGCUUUGUUCAACUUGUUGAUUCAGUUAAAGAAAGUGGUGGUACAGUUCGAUUGUUUUCUAGUAUGCAUGCAUCAGGUGAACGAUUAAGUCAAUUGACAGGCAUAGCUGCCAUUCUACGGUUUCCCAUGCCGGAUCUUGAUUUAUUUGACGAACAUCAUCAUCAUCAUGCCGAAAUAACGAACGAAGAGCAAGAUGAAUUAGAAAAUGAUAAUCUAUCUCACAAUCCAAAUCGACCUGUUCACCAUUUCAAUAAUACAGAUGACGAUCAAUCAAUGGAUAAUAAUAGAACAUUUAAAGAAAAUGGCCGAGCUGAAGCAUCAGCUUGGUGA
Rotaria socialis is the source of this 1311-nucleotide messenger RNA. NCBI's taxonomy places the organism in Eukaryota, Metazoa, Rotifera, Eurotatoria, Philodinida, Philodinidae. The record is from the annotation of a GenBank genome assembly.